UCCUGCAGCGGAGUGAGAUCACGGCUUGGACACAUAUCCCUGUCUGUUCCACAGAGGGCUGAAGAGAAAAGAGAAAACGAGGUCAAUUAUGAGACUUAUCUGAAAGAAGAGGAAGUGCCACACAUCUGGCAGCAGCUGGUGUCCAAGUUUCAGAGUGUAGGAGUUGUGCGUGUGUAGCAGUUUAAAGAAAAGACAGCUCUCUACAAAUGAGGAGUUUUUAACCUGUGCGUUGGACCUGCCACACUCUACUUAUUAUAUCACAGCUGGGAGGCGAGGGGGGAAAGAGCCGAGGUGAAAAUAGGCGAGAGAGAAAGACAAGGGAAGACAUAAGAAGAAAAGACCGGAGCAUUGUCAGAGUGGAGAGGCGACAGAAGCAUAUGGUAUUCAAAAUACUUUGGAGAAGGACUUCCUGCUGAGAGUUGAAGCAUCAUCAUCAUUUCAAAGUCAUCAGACUGUGUUCAUCCUCUAACAGACGCACAGGACUGACUGUCACAGGAUUAAAGGACUUCAGAGGGGAAGUUUCUCAUCAUGGCCCCUCCCUCUGUGUUGAUGCUGCUCAUGGUGGUUGCUUUGGUAACUGGGGCCCGUGCAGCCAGCGAGGAGAACGAACUGGAUUAUGGGUACUGGAACUACAGAGAGGGCGCCGACAGUGUGAAUGUGGCCUCAGUGCGCAGUGUGACCAGAGUUUUGGACGCAUGGGGAAAACGCAUCUUCCGUGAGAUCAAGACUCUUCUGCACUCUCAGCCCAGCACACUGCUGCCAGACUACUCCAGGGUGCGCCCUCUGUCCGAGUCCGUCAACGACCUGUUCAGAGAAGUCUCCCUACUGCGCAGGCGCAUUACAGAGCUCUCGAAUCGCCUAGCAACCCUGGAACCGUUCCUCCGUCGCCACGGCUACUGGGAGGAGGGGGAGGAGAGGGCGCGAGGCGACCGGGCGCAUGCAACUCAGAUCCUGAGAGGAGAGGUCGCGAGCCUGGCCCAGUACACCCCGAGGACCCCACCGAGGGGGAGUCGGGUGGUGAGCAGGAGACGGGUGAGAGUGAAGAGCGGGGGAGUGAAGCUGAUCCAGAGAGAGAUAGACACACUGACACACUGAGAACUCCUGCAUAUAUAUACUGAGAUCUUUUUAUAUACAAUACGACAUAAACAUAUUCACUGCUUGUCUUAUAAGAUCAUACUUUUUUUCUGGUUUGCAUUUGUCAAUAAAUAACUGUAGCAUAAUGAUUGGCACACUAACACAGAGAACAACUCCUGCAUAUAUUGUAUAAUAUAGAUUAUUUUAUAUAAAAUACUUUAAAAAAAAAGAUUGCAUGGUCAAUUACGGUAACUUUUGUGAUUAUGGAAAUUCAAAUGUAGAAAAUAUUUUAAAAUACUGUUUUUACCGUCAAGUUUUUACCGGAAGUCACCAAAAACUGCUUAGGUAGCAAAAGGCAAUAUGAUGAUAUGAUUGAUUGAUUGAAGGCAUUUUCGGCAACAGGCUAAAUUAACAACAGAACUCACCUUAUUCCUGUUGUUACCUGUUCAGGUACACAUUUUGGCGAGACGAGACGCUUAAAACCAGUGAGAAUUGUUAUUUUAUAUUUACCCCCAUCUUGUCUGUAAGGGUGUCGGGAGGGACAAGUGAGUGUGAUUCCAUUCCAUUCUUCAUAGUUUGGGAGGGGAGAGGGAGACUCUUCUUUUAUGAUUUAAAAUCUGAUUUUAGUGAGCCCGAAAACCUAGACGUGUACUAAACUGAUAACAGCACCCUUUUAACUCUAAUGCCUAAUGCAUCAUACUCUUAAGCUACAGUGACAUACUGACAGGACUUGUUGUAGUCCUAAACCCUAACUUUGAAUAAGACUUUCCAGAAGCAUCUCUCACCACUGUGCUUUGACUAAAAGGGAAACUGAAUAUAAAAAACAGUUAAUGACUUACAUUAAGACACGUUUUUUGGGGCAUUUCAAGUUUUUUCAGAAAUGUUAUUUAUAAAUGUGCAAAUGAAGCAAGUAAUUGUUGAAUGUCGGAGAAGUUUACAGGAAUAAAUAGAAAAAGUUAUUAAAAUACACAUUUAAAAAUGU
Molecule: messenger RNA, 2056 nt
Organism: Gymnodraco acuticeps
Lineage: Eukaryota; Metazoa; Chordata; Actinopteri; Perciformes; Bathydraconidae
Exons: 5
Coding region: 529-1095 (188 amino acids)
Source: RefSeq, a predicted model, not a curated record